ACUCUCCCUAUCUCUAUUUCAUAAUGGAUUCUACAAACCCAAACAAUGAAGCCAAUAGUUCAACUCCCCCAACACAAAUCGAAAACACAUUCAAGCUAAACCCAAAUGCACAAGAGUGGACUCGAGUAAAGCAAGAGGAUAGGUGUCUCUUCCUAACACUUUCAAAACAUAACACAUCAACCACAACAAGAGAUAUACAUACCUACUUUACCAAAACAUAUGGUGACUGCCUGCAAUCAAUUGUGAUGUUUGGAGGUCAAGAUUCACCACUUUGUGCUAAAGUGCUUUUCAAGUCUUCAAUUAUACCAAUGAUGUUUUUGGACAGAUCAAAUGAAGUUUAUAUACACAUUAAAGGACAGAGAGUGUUGUGCAAGAAGUAUGAUCCAAAGAAGAAACAACACCAUUAAGAAUCGAUCCAGAAUAUGGAAUAAAAAUUUAAGAAAUAAAUGAAGAUGGAAAAAUAAUUAAUAAUAGUGACAUCAAUGAGGGUUCAGGGUUGGAUCUAGCUAGUUAUAUAUCUUUUAAUAUUGUGAUGUUCUUAAAAUGUAUUUCAGACUUUUCCUUCAAGGAUGUUUGAAUUGGAAUAUCUCUUUU
Molecule: messenger RNA, 594 nt
Organism: Lathyrus oleraceus (garden pea)
Lineage: Eukaryota; Viridiplantae; Streptophyta; Magnoliopsida; Fabales; Fabaceae
Exons: 2
Coding region: 24-407 (127 amino acids)
Source: RefSeq, a predicted model, not a curated record